CUAGAAUUUUUUAGUUUGAGGUCAAACUUUUCUUUUCUUUUUCUUUUGUUUCUGGUUUAUGUCAUCGGAAAGAGAGUGAGUGACAGGGAAGUCAUGUGGAGCGAGAAGAGAGGAAGAGAGAACCUCUAAAAAUAGCGUUUCUACUUUUGCCUGCUUGUGCUUUUAAGAGAGAAUCAAACAACGAUUUUGCGGAGAGAGAGAAAUUUUAGAGUGAGAAACGAAGACCGAGGGUGAUGCAAAUACAGAGCCAGAAGCAGCAGUGCGUGCAGAGCUGCUUUGAAGAGAGAAUGGAGCAUAAUAACAGACCCUCUUAAAUGGAAUAGGCCUAUUUUACACACACAGAGGAAAAAGAAAGAGACCCAUUUUAGACAGAGAAAGCCCCAUUUUACAGAGAGAGGGAGAGCACAGGGUCCAUUUUGAUUUAGCCCUAUUUAGAUUUUACAGAGAGAGGGAGAGCACAGGCCCAUUUUGACUCAGCCCCAUUUAGAUUGUACAGAAAGAGGGAGAGCACAGGUCCAUUUUAAUUCAGCCCCAUUUGGACUCUACAGAUAGGGGGAGAGCACAGGCUCAUUUUGAUUGAUUCAGCGUGCCAAUGACAGUAGAGGGUGUGAGAGAGAAAAAGAGAUCAAUGGGAAUGCCACAGAAUCCUUGUCUUCUGGUCGCCCUCGGCCUCGCCACCAUCUUCAUUGCGGCGCUUCUCUCCAUGUCGUACACCGGCGUCUCCCCCCUCUGCUCCCCACUCCUCUCCUAUUCUUCAAACUCACAUCCAAUCCAACUAUCAGCAAUCCUCCACUACGCCACCACUUCCAUAACUCCCCAACAAUCAUUCUCCGAGAUCAACCUUACUUACUCGGUCCUCCUCCACCGCGCACCCUGCAACUUUCUGGUGUUCGGACUAGGCCAUGACUCCCUCAUGUGGGCCGCCCUCAACCCAGGCGGCCGCACUCUAUUCCUCGAAGAGGACCCCAAAUGGCUCCACUCUGUCCUCAGUUCUGCGCCCUAUCUCAAUGCCCACGCCGUCCAAUAUGAAACCAAGCUAUCGCAGGCCGAGAACUUGAUCAAUUCCCAUCGAUCAUAUCCCGAUUGCGAAAUGGGGGAAACCCUGUUAGAAUCAAAGUGCCCUUUGGCGAUCAAGAGGUUCCCCAGAGAGGUGUAUGAGACCGAGUGGGACGUAAUCAUGGUGGAUGCGCCGCGGGGCUACUUUGACAGUGCCCCCGGCAGGAUGGGGGCCAUCUACUCUGUGGCAGUCAUGGCGAGGCGGCGCAGAGGGGCCGGCACCACCGACGUGUUCGUGCACGACGUGAACCGGAAGGUCGAGAAGAGGUAUUCUGAGGAGUUUUUGUGCAGAAAAUAUUUGGUGGAGGGGACAGGGAGGCUUUGGCAUUUCAGGAUUCCGCCUUCAAAUGCAAUGGAAGGGAAGCCGUUCUGCUGAUGGUGGUUUCGGGUGGCCGGAAAACCACUUUUUGGGAAGGGAAAAGGGCGGUGUCGUUUUGGGGGGAUACUUUCUCUACUAAAUUCCUGUCUGUGGUUUUGUUCUGCAAAUUUGUGGUCAUCAAUGAAUGGUGAGUAAAAACCGCUUUAUGGGGGUGAAGAGCGGUUUUGAGGUAAGUAUUCUGAUUUUUUUUCUGGUAAAUUUAGAGGCCUGAAUUAGUACCCGAAAUGGCGGAAAUCUUUUACGUUCGGCUAAACUGGCGGAGGUCGUGACAGGGGGAAAACGUGCCCGCGGAAGUAACCGGUAUUCAGGGAACGUCGCCUUGCGGCCGUAAAUCAAUAUAGUAUAUGAGCUUUUCUUAGUUUAUAACACUAUAAUUUAUGCCAUCUUUGUUUUGUGCUUUGUAUUAGUAUUAACUUUCUUCGACAGUACGAUUAUUAGCUGUCUUCUUUCGUUAAUUAAUGAGCAUAUAGUUUC
Amborella trichopoda is the source of this 1909-nucleotide messenger RNA. Its product is annotated as arabinogalactan O-methyltransferase 2. Gene Ontology annotation, biological process: xylan biosynthetic process. NCBI's taxonomy places the organism in Eukaryota, Viridiplantae, Streptophyta, Magnoliopsida, Amborellales, Amborellaceae. The record is from RefSeq and is a predicted model, not a curated record.